Molecule: messenger RNA, 855 nt
Organism: Ilex paraguariensis (yerba mate)
Lineage: Eukaryota; Viridiplantae; Streptophyta; Magnoliopsida; Aquifoliales; Aquifoliaceae
Source: the annotation of a GenBank genome assembly
AUGGUGAGAACACCAUGUUCUAACAAAAAUGGAAUGAAGAAAGGUUUAUGGAGCGGGGAAGAAGAUAACAAGUUGAAAGAUUAUAUCCUCAGAUAUGGCCAUUGGAACUGGCGUAAACUUCCCAAGUAUGCAGGUUUAUCUAGAUGUGGGAAAAGUUGCAGACUGCGAUGGAUGAAUUACCUCCAGCCGAACUUGAAAAAAGGGGACUAUAGCGAAGAAGAAGAGAAUAUUAUAAUAAAAUUACACCACGAACGGGGAAAUAAAUGGUCAGCAAUGGCUGCAAAAUUACCAGGAAGAACCGAUAAUGAUAUAAAAAAUCACUGGCACACUCAUCUGAAGAAACGUGCAAAGCAAAAUGGAAAAUUAGAAGUAACUAAUGAAAAUUUCCAAUCCAUUGGAACUUGCCAGUUUGAAGACAGCCGAAAGAGAGAUGAUCAAGAAUGGGCACUUGACAGUGUUGUUGCCAUUGAUCCAUCCCAGCAAACUUCAGAAACCUCCUUAUUGCAAGCNAGAGAUGAUCAAGAAUGGGCACUUGACAGUGUUGUUGCCAUUGAUCCAUCCCAGCAAACUUCAGAAACCUCCUUAUUGCAAGCGGAACCAUUUUUCGGUGAAUUCUCAUCAUCAAGAUCUGAUUAUGCGCUCAACAGUGCUAUGGAGCGGAUCAUGGAUGAUAGUUUCACUUCAUUAUCAGAAACUCAUCAUGCGGAUACAAUUGAAACUUUCUGGAAUCAACCAUUUUUGUUAGAAAAUGAAACCACUACAAAUGAUGUACAAGCACUCCACUCCGAGUUGCUCUCUCAAAAUUCUCUUAUUUCUUGUGGGGAACGUCUAUCUAUGUAUGAUUACUAUUAUUGA